Coregonus sp. 'balchen' is the source of this 7677-nucleotide messenger RNA. Lineage: Eukaryota; Metazoa; Chordata; Actinopteri; Salmoniformes; Salmonidae. The record is from the annotation of a GenBank genome assembly.
AUCCAGGAGCGCUCAGCUUUGUUGGAGACCUGUCCAUGGUGUGCUGCUAAAGGACAGACUCAGGCCCUGCGCUCCUACAGGAUCAACUUCCAGGAGUUCAUCACUCUCUGCACUGACCCACAGGUAGGGUAUCGUUAAAACACACACAUGCGCUCACUCACUUACACACACACACACACACAGAUGUGCGCACACAAUCAGCACAACGUCAACAAAAACAGUGGGGUAUUUCACAAAGCAGGAUCAAUGAGUGAAUCCUAAACUGUCUGAACAAGACACCAGUUUUGGUAGUUUCCUAAAGAAACCUCUGAACAAGACACUAGUUUUAGUAGUUUCCUAAAUAAACCUCUGAACAAGACACUAGUUUUAGUUUCCUAAAUUAACCUCUGAACAAGACACCAGUUUUAGUAGUUUCCUAAAUUAACCUCUGAACAAGACACCAGUUUUAGUAGUUUCCUAAAUAAACCUCUGAACAAGACACUAGUUUUAGUUUCCUAAAGAAACCUCUGAACAAGACACUAGUUUUAGUAGUUUCCUAAAGAAACUGUGUCCUGUGUCUGGGUUUGCUUUGUUGUCCGGCAUAGUGGCAGUAUUAUGGCUGAAUUCUGUGUUACUGUCGGUAGUAAAUGCAGUCAGAAACUGUGCUAAAGUAUCCUUUCACUCUGCUACUUUAUAGUGUGAGUGUUGUCCUGUAGUGUUGUCAUUCAAUGCAAGAGUGAAUACAAGUAGUAGGGUCAAGAAACAAUAUGAAGUCAAUGUGAAGUUUGAACUUCCCAGACAGUUGCCCAUAAUUAUUUCUUAAUUCAACCACGCCUCUUGCCAGGCCAUCCUUUUUAAUUAAGAAUUGACUUGCCUGUUUUAAAUAAACAAAUGCAUCAGAGUAACCUCUCCCCCUCUACCCUACAGUGCCUGUUUCCCCUGGUCUCCAGGCCUUUGGAGGAUGUCCUGGACAGCCUCGUACCCCCUCUACUCCAAACUCAGACGGGGAACAAGAGGAAGAGCCCCUGCGGGUUGGAGAACGGAGACCCUGUACCUUCCCCCAAACGUGCACGAUCGGUGGAUUCAGAAGUGGCAGAGGAGGCCGUAUCACAGAGUGGAGCUCUAUCAGUCAGCAGCAUCGCCAACAAACUCAAUGGGGGAGAAGAGUGCUUUAAUGGGAAGAAGCGUGCAGUACAGAAGGAAAGAAUCAGCCAGUCAGAACACACCGACAUGGAUGUGGUGGAUAAAACCCUCAAACACCCACUUCCUGAGACUGAGAGGGGAGGGGCCAACGGAUACCACAAGGAUUCUGGUUGGUCGAUGCCAGAAGAAAUGAACCAGGAAGUCCUAGAAGAGGAAGAAGAUGGUGUCUUUCUCCCAGAGGAGGGUACACCUACCUUAGACAAGGGUUUGCCUCUCCAAGAGAAGACUGUACCGGUCUUACAGGUGGCCGUUUCUGUUGUAGAGCCUACCGUAGAGACUGAAGGUGCACCAAAGGUGGUUAAGAUUAUCUCUACCUUAGAGGAGGCUGUAUUUGCCCUAGAGGAGACUUUAUCUGCCCCGCAGGUAGCCAUUUCUGUCCAUGAGAAGAUUUCACCUCCCUUACACGUGGCCGUUUCUGCCUCAACGUCUGCCCCAGAGAAACCGUUGGCCAAGGCUGCCUUAGUGGAAGCUACACCAUCACAUCAGAAGGUUAACCCUCCCUUACAGGACACAGUCUCUCUCCUAGAGGCUCUGACUGCCCCAGGGGAAGCUACACCAUCACAUCAGAAGGUUAACCCUCCCUUACAGGACACAGUCUCUCUCCUAGAGGCUCUGACUGCCCCAGGGGAAGCUACACCAGCACAUCAGAAGGUUAACCCUCCCUUACAGGACACAGUCUCUCUCCUAGAGGCUCUGACUGCCCCAGGGGAAGCUACACCAUCACAUCAGAAGGUUAACCCUCCCUUACAGGACACAGUCUCUCUCCUAGAGGCUCUGACUGCCCCAGGGGAAGCUACACCAGCACAUCAGAAGGUUAACCCUCCCUUACAGGACACAGUCUCUCUCCUAGAGGCUCUGACUGCCCCAGGGGAAGCUACACCAGCACAUCAGAAGGUUAACCCUCCCUUACAAAGGACUGUGUCUGCACCCGAGGAUGGUGUGUCUGCACCCGAGAAGGUGGGGACACCUGCCAUGGAAGCUGUCCUCGUGUUGCAGGAAGCUCUGACCGUCUUAGAGGAGGCUUCACCUGGCAUUAACAAGGGUCUCUCUGUCUUAGAGAAAGGUGAGGAAGAGGAGUGUUUAAUGGAGGAGGAGGAGGAGGAGGAAGAAGUGGUUACACUUGUGGCCUUGGAGGCUGUCCCUGCCUCAGAGAAAGACGAGGAGCAGGUGGAUGAUGAGUACGGAGAGGAGGAUCUGCCUGUCUUUGACGAGGAAGAGGAGGAAGAGUGCCCCCCAGAGGUGAUGUGUAGGCCCUGUAGUGUGGACCUCAGUCAGAGCAAAGUGCCUGUUGAAGUUCAUGUUGUGGGGGAUGAUGAUGAUGAAGAUGCUGGUCCUAUCAGAGCUAGAAGAAGAGCUCAGAACGCCCGGCAACUAAUCAGUAGCGAGGACGAGAUGACUGACGCAACCAUGGAAACGGAACAGGAAGGAAGCGUCAUGGAGGAAGUGGAAGUCGUGGCACCACCGCUGAAAAAGAAAAUGGGCCGGCCGAGAAAGACUCCUAUUAUUAAAUACACGCAGGAAGUGGGUCCCCACUUUGACCCGGAAGUUAUCUUGACUGGGGAGUUGGUCCCGGUUCCCGGGCCUCACCUGUUCUGGAGGAAUGAGAACAGUCUGUGUUGGCUGGACACCUUGCUGGUAGCGCUGGUCCACUGUCACACCCUGAGGGACAGACGACCCACCAAGAGGCCCACUGUAGGUCAACCUGUCUGGGACCUGUGUGAGAGAUACGACCGGGCCUGUGGUCUCAUUACAGCCUACCAACACACUGACGCAGGUGGGUGGACUUAUCUAUUUAGUAAGGUUUAUUUGAAUUGAUGUAGAACAUUGGCAGCUAAGAGCUGAAUAUCUAUUUGGAAUGGGAAUGAAUGUAGCCGUGUUCUACUAAGCUAUAUGGAAUUGUUUUAAGAAGGUCAUACCAAGGACCAUUUAGCUAUUUGAGUUAGAAUUCUAAGACCCCUUGAAGUAUACAUUUGUUUUUACUGCUAUUAGCCCAAACAAACGCAUUGAAUAAAAUAUUCAAUACAUGGAACAAACAAUAGAUUCCCCAAAAAAAUCCUAAGGAAGUUUUGUUCUGAAGUGUCUGUCCUAUAUCUGAGAGAUAUAGAUCAGGAUGUAUUUAUUUUUAUUUUUAAAAAUGUAUUUAACCCCUUAUUUUAGGCACUAAACAGUCACCAUAUACAGUACCAGUCAAAAGUUUGGACACACCUACUCAUUCCAGCGUUUUUCUUUCUUUUUACUAUUUUCGACAUUGUAGAAUAACAGUGAAGACAUCAAAACUAUGAAAUAACACAUAUGGAAUCAUGUAGUAACCAAAAAAGUGUUAAACAAAUCAAAAUAUAUACAGUGGGGAGAACAAGUAUUUGAUACACUGCCGAUUUUGCAGGUUUUCCUACUUACAAAGCAUGUAGAGGUCUGUAAUUUUUUAUCAUAGGUACACUUCAACUGUGAGAGAUGGAAUCUAAAACAAAAAUCCAGAAAAUCACAUUGUAUGAUUUUUAAGUAAUUAAUUUGCAUUUUACUGCAUGACAUAAGUAUUUGAUCACCUACCAACCAGUAAGAAUUCCGUCUCUCACAGACCUGUUAGUUUUUCUUUAAGAAGCCCUCCUGUUCUCCACUCAUUACCUGUAUUAACUGCACCUGUUUGAACUCGUUACCUGUAUAAAAGACACCUGUCCACACACUCAAUCAAACAGACUCCAACCUCUCCACAAUGGCCAAGACCAGAGAGCUGUGUAAGGAUAUCAGGGAUAAAACUGUAGACCUGCACAAGGCUGGGAUGGGCUACAGGACAAUAGGCAAGCAGCUUGGUGAGAAGGCAACAACUGUUGGCGCAAUUAUUAGAAAAUGGAAGAAGUUCAAGAUGACGGUCAAUCACCCUCGGUCUGGGGCUCCAUGCAAGAUCUCACCUCGUGGGGCAUCAAUGAUCAUGAGGAAGGUGAGGGAUCAGCCCAGAACUACACGGCAGGACCUGGUCAAUGACCUGAAGAGAGCUGGGACCACAGUCUCAAAGAAAACCAUUAGUAACACACUACGCCAUCAUGGAUUAAAAUCCUGCAGUGCACGCAAGGUCCCCCUGCUCAAGCUAGCGCAUGUCCAGGCCCGUCUGAAGUUUGCCAAUGACCAUCUGGAUGAUCCAGAGGAGGAAUGGGAGAAGGUCAUGUGGUCUGAUGAGACAAAAAUAGAGCUUUUUGGUCUAAACUCCACUCGCCGUGUUUGGAGGAAGAAGAAGGAUGAGUACAACCCCAAGAACACCAUCCCAACCGUGAAGCAUGGAGGUGGAAACAUCAUUCUUUGGGGAUGCUUUUCUGCAAAGGGGACAGGACGACUACACCGUAUUGAGGGGAGGAUGGAUGGGGCCAUGUAUCGCGAGAUCUUGGCCAACAACCUCCUUCCCUCAGUAAGAGCAUUGAAGAUGGGUCGUGGCUGGGUCUUCCAGCAUGAAAACGACCCGAAACACACAGCCAGGGCAACUAAGGAGUGGCUCCGUAAGAAGCAUCUCAAGGUCCUGGAGUGGACUAGCCAGUCUCCAGACCUGAACCCAAUAGAAAAUCUUUGGAGGGAGCUGAAAGUCCGUAUUGCCCAGCGACAGCCCCGAAACCUGAAGGAUCUGGAGAAGGUCUGUAUGGAGGAGUGGGCCAAAAUCCCUGCUGCAUUGAGUCUCCUGAGUGGCGCAGUGGUCUAAGGCACUGCAUCGCAGUGCUAACUGUGUCACUAGAGAUCCUGGUUCGAAUCCAGGCUCUGUCGCAGCCGGCCGCGACCGGGAGACUCAUGGGCGGCGCACAAUUGGCCCAGCGUCGUCCAGGGUAGGGGAGGGAAUGGCCGGCAGGGAUGUAGCUCAGUUGAUAGAGCAUGGCGUUUGCAACGCCAGGGUUGUGGGUUCGAUUCCCACAGGGGGCCAGUAUAAAAAAAUAUGUAUUCACUAACUGUAAGUCGCUCUGGAUAAGAGCGUCUGCUAAAUGACUAAAAUGUAAAUGUAAAUGUAAUGCAUUGUGUGCAAACCUGGUCAAGACCUACAGGAAACGUAUGAUCUCUGUAAUUGCAAACAAAGGUUUCUGUACCAAAUAUUAAGUUGUGAUUUUCUGAUGUAUCAAAUACUUAUGUCAUGCAAUAAAAUGCAAAUUAAUUACUUAAAGAUCAUACAAUUUGAUUUUCUUGAUUUUUGUUUUAGAUUCCGUCUCUCACAGUUGAAGUGUACCUAUGAUAAAAAUUACAGACCUCUACAUGCUUUGUAAGUAGUAAAACCUGCAAAAUCGGCAGUGUAUCAAAUACUUGUUCUCCCCACUGUAUAUAUUGAUUCUUCAAAUAGCCACCCUUUGCCUUGAUGACAGCUUUCCACACUCUUGGCAUUCUCUCAACCAGCUUUACCUGGAAUGCUUUUCCAACAGUCUUGAAGGAGUUCCCACAUAUGCUGAGCACUUGUUGGCUGCUUUUCCUUCACUCUGCUGUCUGACUCAUCCCAAACCAUCUCAAUUUGGUUGAGGUCGGGUGAUUGUGGAGGCCAGGUCAUCUGAUGCAGCACUCCAUCACUUUCCUUCUUGGUAAAAUAGCCCUUACCCAGCCUGGAGGUGUCUUGGGUCAUUGUCCUGUUGAAAAACAAAUGAUAGUCCCACUAAGCCCAAACCAGAUGGGAUGGCGUAUCGCUGCAGAAUGCUGUGGUAGCCAUGCUGGUUAAGUGUGCCUUGAAUUCUAAUUAAAUCACAUACAGUGUCAUCAGCAAAGCACCCCCACACCAUAACACCUCCAUGCUUCACGGUGGGAAAUACACAUGCAGAGAUCAUCCGUUCACACACACCACGUCUCACAAAGACACGGCGGUUGGAACCAAUAAUCUCCAAUUUGGACUCCAGACUAAAGGACACAUUAUACCGGUCUAAUGUCCAUUGCUCAUGUUUCUUGGCCCAAGCAGGUGUCUUCUUCUUAUUGGUGUCCUUUAGUAGUGGUUUCUUUGCAGCAAUUCGACCAUGAAGGCCUGAUUCACACAGUCCCCUCUGAACAGUUGAUGUUGAGAUGUGUCUGUCACUUGAACUCUGUGAAGCAUUUAUUUGUGCUGCAAUUUCUGAGGCUGGUAACUCUAAUGAACGUAUCCUCUGCAGCAGAGGUAACUCUGGGUCUUCCAUUCCUGUGGUUGACCUCAUGAGAGCCAGUUUCAUCAUAGCGCUUGAUGGUUUUUGCGACUGCACUUGAAGAAAAGUUAUUGAAAUGUUCUGCACUGACUGACCUUCAUGUCUUAAAGUAAUGAUGGGCUGUUGUUUCUCUUUGCUUAUUUGAGCUGUUCUUGCCAUAAUAUGGACUUGGUCUUUUACCAAAUAGGGCUAUCUUCUGUAUAACCCCCCUACCUUGUCACAACACAACUGAUUGGCACAAACGCAUUAAGAAGGAAAGGAAUUCCACAAAUUGACUUUUAAGAAGGCACACCUGUUAAUUGAAAUGCAUUCAAGGUGACUACCUCAUGAAUCUGGUUGAGAGAAUGCCAAGAGUGUGCAAAGCUGUCAUCAAGGCAAAGGGUGGCUAUUUGAAGAAUCUCAAAUAUAACAUAUAUUUUGAUUUUACACUUUUUUGGUUACUACAUGAUUCCAUAUGUGUUAUUUCAUAGUUUUGAUGUCUUCACUAUUAUUCUACAAUGUAAAAAUAGAGAAAAACCCUUGAAUGAGUAGGUGUGUCCAAACUUUUGACUGGUAGUGUAAACUUCCAUGCAUUUUUUCAACUGGUACCGGGGGACCUUCAGACAAGUCUCCUGAGGCCUGUGGGCGUCCUAGAGCAAAACAACCGACAUGUUCGUGAGAGUCUCACCUUUACACAGAUGGAUCAUAUUAGUGUGUAAUCCAAGCUGUUCGAAUGCUACAGACAGAAGUUGGCAGAUUGACUGUACCGAUUUCAGACGAGUCCCAAGACGCCUGUGGAGGUCCUAGAGCAAAAUGGAGAACAUCGUCUUCCUGAGUCUCAUUUUGUGAGAAGACCAAUUUUCGUGAUGUCUCAUGGUCUGCCAAUCACCACUCUAGCUCUGUCACCUAUUUUCACAGAUACGGAAGUGCGACAUCGGCGGAUGCGGUGGAUUGAGACUCAUCCAAUGCAACAACAAAAUAUAUCUCUAGCUUAAACUGAUGGAUUUGUAUGGGAUAAAAAAAAUGCUAAUUAGAUUUCCACGGGGGUGUGGACAUCGACUCUAGGGGGGGUUUAACCAAGCUGCCUUCAGCAGAGUUUCUUGUGUUUUGAUCUAUUUCCCAAUCCUAAAUACAGAACUCAAUUUGACUUUGGACUGCCUUUCACUUUCCAAAGAAGUAAAAAAAACAUGUGUUUUUGUGCUGCCAGAAUGCCAUGUUUACACCUGUGUGUUUCUCUCCCUCUCAUCUCUCUCCAGACGGAGUAGUCAGAGUGCCCUCUGCGGUGUUACAGAGGGUCCAGACGGAGAUGCAGACCGCCAGGAUGUCCAUCUUUAAACUGCUGGAGCCUCUACUGAAAUGCAAACUGGGUAAGAACCUGUCUGGGAAAUCAUAG